GAUCCGAGCAGGUAUAUAAGAGGCCCGGAGAGCGCCCGGCCAGACUGCGAAUGCGAACAGCCCGAGACAACGCAUCAGGUGCGAGUAGCCUGCAGGUUCCCGCUGAUUUGGCGCUGAGCACUUCGGCAAGACUGCCCUUCCUGCCCGACCCACUGGCCCACCGGCCCCCAAGCGCCCCUCCGACGGAGUCCCCAGGCCUUUUCACCGUGGCCGCUCCAGCCCCGGGAGCGCCUUCUCCUCCCGCCACCCUGGCGCACCUUCUUCCCGCCCAGGCCAUGUACAGCCUGCUGGAGACUGAACUCAAGAACCCCGCGGGGCCACCCACCCCAGCUGCAGGCGCGGGCGGCCCCGCAGCCCCGGGCGGUGCAGGCAAGAGUACCGCGAACGCAGGCGGCGGCGCGAACGCAGGCGGCGGCAGCGGCGGUGGCGCGAGCGGCGGCGGCGGCGGCGGCGGGGGCAGUGACCAGGACCGGGUGAAGCGGCCCAUGAACGCCUUCAUGGUGUGGUCCCGCGGGCAGCGGCGCAAGAUGGCUCUGGAGAACCCCAAGAUGCACAACUCUGAGAUCAGCAAGCGCUUGGGCGCCGACUGGAAACUGCUGACCGAUGCCGAGAAGCGGCCGUUCAUCGACGAGGCCAAGCGGCUGCGCGCCGUGCACAUGAAAGAAUACCCGGACUACAAGUACCGGCCGCGCCGCAAGACCAAGACGCUGCUCAAGAAGGACAAGUACUCCCUGCCCGGCGGCCUGCUGCCCCCCGGAGCCGCGGCCGCCGCCGCCGCCGCUGCCGCCGCCGCCGCCGCUAGCAGCCCGGUGGGCGUGGGCCAGCGCCUGGACACGUACACACACGUGAACGGCUGGGCCAACGGCGCGUACUCGCUGGUGCAGGAGCAGCUGGGCUACGCGCAGCCCGCGACCAUGAGCAGCCCGCCGCCGCCGCCCGCGCUGCCGCAGAUGCACCGCUACGACAUGGCCGGCCUGCAGUACAGCCCCAUGAUGCCGCCCGGCGCCCAGAGCUACAUGAACGCCGCCGCCGCCGCGGCUGCCGCUUCGGGCUACGGGGGCAUGGCGCCCUCCGCCGCCGCCGCCGCCGCCGCCGCCGCCUACGGGCAGCAGCCAGCCACCGCCGCGGCCGCCGCGGCCGCCGCCGCCAUGAGCCUGGGCCCCAUGGGCACGGUGGUGAAGACCGAGCCCAGCUCGCCGCCGCCCGCCAUCGCGUCGCACUCGCAGCGCGCGUGCCUCGGCGACCUGCGCGACAUGAUCAGCAUGUACCUGCCGCCCGGCGGGGACGCGGCUGACGCCGCCUCGCCGCUGCCGGGCGGCCGCCUGCACAGCGUGCACCAGCACUACCAGGGCGCCGGGACUGCCGUCAACGGAACGGUGCCGCUGACCCACAUCUGAGCACCGGCCUG
Messenger RNA from Aethalodelphis obliquidens (Pacific white-sided dolphin), 1408 nucleotides. RefSeq names its product SRY-box transcription factor 3 (gene SOX3). The transcript has a single exon. Gene Ontology annotation, biological process: negative regulation of transcription by RNA polymerase II; neuron differentiation; brain development. NCBI's taxonomy places the organism in Eukaryota, Metazoa, Chordata, Mammalia, Artiodactyla, Delphinidae. Gene Ontology annotation, molecular function: RNA polymerase II cis-regulatory region sequence-specific DNA binding; DNA-binding transcription activator activity, RNA polymerase II-specific. Gene Ontology annotation, cellular component: nucleus. The record is from RefSeq and is a predicted model, not a curated record. The coding region runs from base 51 to 1397 and encodes 448 amino acids.